AUCUUCCUUUCUACGUGUGACUUUCAGGGAGGCAGGUUGCCCUCUUCCACAUUUAGCAAUCCCAUUGGAUUGGACAAGGGAAUUUGGCCGGCCAGUAACCACAGACCAAAUUCCACACUCAACCGGACAGCCGGAGGAACAUGAACAUCCCCAUCUAUCAGCUUCCAGCGGUGACCACGCAGUCGGCACGCAUGUACCAGCAGACCUAUUUGGACAGAAAUCGCAUGGUCACGGACGUAUUUGUGCAGGAGCACGUCUCUCAGAGUUCCUGGUCGAUGGCUGCCCCAACACCGGCUGUAUUCAUUCCGAGCAGUGGAACCUGUCCGAUUCUGACCACCCCUGCUCACGCGCCGUGUCAGCCAACGCCUUCGGCACAACCGCCAUCUACUCAGGGUUCUAAUCCAGCCCAGCAGCACCAGCUGCAAGGUAACUACAUGGGUCACAUGGCAUAUGUGGCCAUGCCGGGAGUCCAGUACUAUGCAGCCAGUUCAGCUUCAAUGAACGCCUACGGUCAGGGACAAGUAUACUCCGCUAGAGCUUCGGCUACCACUAGUUGCAACAUGGGAGGCUUUUAUGUGCCGCAAUAUUAUCCCGGAUCAUGUGGUCCCAAUCCACAACCGAAGCAGUUCUGCGCCACCCACACCCAGACUCCGGCGCCUCUAAAACAAGGCUGCGAUGUUGGAACCCAAGCGGAUUUGGUGAUGGAGGAAUUGUGCGCCAAGGUCUCAGAUCCAGGAUCACUGGAUAAUAGUGAAAAAUCCGAUGAGUCCAAUAGCAGCUCCUUGGACAGUGGUGCUGGGGAUGGCUUGCGUCUGGAUAACGUGCGACGCAACUCGGAGGUGAUGCUGCUCCAGCAGCGCCUCCAUGACAUCACCAGAAUCUCGCUAUAUGGCAGCGAGAUAGCUGAGCGCCUGGCCAAUGCCCAUCGCAACCGUCCGUGUUUCAAGAAGAUCGAUACACUCUGCGCCCGCUUGAAGCAGGACCUCCUCCGUCCGGACGGAGUGCUACCCAACAUUAAUUCUCAGGGAAUCGCCUGGGCUGUCAAGGACUUUAUAUUCGUUUUCACUCGUAUUGUGAACGCUUGGGUUAUCCUAAAAGGAUACGUGUACAAUACCCCAGAGGGGUUAAAUAAGAUAAAAGAUGAGUUGCCCAGAGGCUUCAUGGCCACCUUCGAUUCGUGGCAAUGCGGCACUUUGUCGCUGGUGGAGAUGAUUAUCAAGUCGUUUGUGAGCUUGGACGAGCUGCUGCAGAAGCAGAAGAAUUGCUUUGCGGGAAAGGAUGCUAGUGCCAUCAGUCUAAAUAGCAGCAACAACUCACUCCGCUGCAUCAACGAAUGCAACGAAAGUGGCAACUUGUGCCACAAAGCCUUGGGACCGGCUCCCAACGGUCUUUCAGUUUCCCAUACCCCAAGCCUGGGUCAGGGAUCAACCAAUGGCUAUAAUAAUGGAUCUCAGAGCAGCAAUCAGAGCGGCAAUGGCAACGGAAAGUCAUUUAGUGAAGUGCAGGAGAAUCAGCACCGCAGCGUGUCUUCCACAUCGACGGCUCUGUACAAGCCGAAGUGUGGCAUUAAUCUCAACUAUCUUUAUACUAUGAUCGAGGACUCUGAGGAGACCCAGCGCCAUGUGGAUGCCAAUGGCACGUAUUUGAAAACUGGAACCUAUCAGCCUCUACAAAAGGAUGCCAAGCAGCUUGAGAUGACACCAUCCAAGAACCGGGAGCGUUUCGUGGAGACCCAAACCCAGGGCCAGUGGCAGUGGAACGGUCUGGGAAAGUCCUUGCCAGGCCUGGAAGCCCGUUCAUCACCGGCUCGUGGGGAAACCGAGUGCCAGUUCGAUGUUCGUUCGUUCAUAAACCCAUUCAGCAUGAUAGGCAGGGAGGUCACUCGUCAGUUGUACGAGUUCAGUGAUCGGGUCAUGGAGCUCCAGCAUGUGGAGCGCUUCUUCCAGAAGCAGUUUACUCGCAAUUACUACCCGGACUUUUAUCAUCGCUGCCAGGAUGAGUUCAUAGACGUUCGUGCCAUCAUCUUGCAGUGCGAGAGCGCCUCGUACCAUCACUUGCACCAGGCCAUCCACGAUCUGCGCCGCAUCAUCUUUGUGGGUCGCUGCUACUUGCAGAUAUACACAAAUGAAAACCUGCAGCACUACAUCGAUCUGUACGAGCACUCGGUGAACGAAAUGCUAUCGAAGCCGCCGCACAUGCCCAACCAGUACGACCACAUCCUGGGCAAGCCCGGCGAAAAGCUAUUCAUCUAUGAAAUCUAGUCGAAGAGGAUCGAUCGAUCUACAGAUAGGAUAUGUAAUUAAUUACGUUACAUUUGUUUCGUGUGUAGUCCUUGGAGUUUUCAUCAAUAGUUCCCGUUGUCAUUGUUGCUACUAUCCAAGCGGCUAAGAGUUAGCUUUGCACGUCAAGGCAGUUAGUUAAGUAUAAACAAAUCCAAAGAAUUCUUUUGAAGAAAAUUCAACCGGAAUCAGGCGAUCAACAGUGGCCCCCCAAUAGAGAUUCUAUGUCGUUUAAUGUGCGACUCAUAAAUUGAAAAAGUUAUAACUCGAAAAAAGUCGAAAAAGCAAUUGAAACAACGGAUUAUCGUUUUUCAAACAAUUCGUCGAUCAUGUGACUUAUAAACAAUUCAUCUAUUUUGUAGUUUAUAUACCUUAAUUUUAUAAUGUAUUGUUACUCUCUAAUUACGAGCUCUGACAUAAACUAGAAUUCCGAUUUCAAAUCUGUUCAAUUAACUGAAAAAAAAUUGAAAUUUGUCAAUCAAAUUGUUAUUUGUACAACCAAAUAAAACCAGAACGAUAUUGAUGAUUAA
Drosophila ananassae is the source of this 2809-nucleotide messenger RNA. It is a transcript of the gene mtsh, whose product is annotated as protein mitoshell. The record is from RefSeq and is a predicted model, not a curated record. The coding region runs from base 141 to 2261 and encodes 706 amino acids. The transcript has 6 exons. Lineage: Eukaryota; Metazoa; Arthropoda; Insecta; Diptera; Drosophilidae.